AUCUAUUACUCCACCUUUGCAUUUAUAACCGAACAUCUUUUUUCAUUAGCGGCAGUAGCUUUUUCCUGAGAAUUCUAUCAUAGUGCAAGAAAUUAGAAAUUUUCAACUGCAUUUAACAAAAUACAAAAAAAAAAGAAAUGGGCGUACAAAUAGUUCCAAUUUCAGCUGGUGAUGGUAGUACUUACCCAAAAAAUGGCCAAGUAGUUUCUGUGCAUUAUACUGGCACUUUAGAUGAUGGCACAAAGUUUGAUUCAUCUCGAGAUCGUAAUAAACCAUUCCGUUUUACUAUUGGAAAAGGAGAAGUAAUACGCGGUUGGGAUGAAGGCGUAGCUCAGUUGUCGGUGGGUCAACGUGCUAAAUUAAUCUGCUCACCUGAUUAUGCGUAUGGUUCUCGCGGUCAUCCGGGUGUGAUUCCUCCAAAUUCUACCCUAACCUUUGAUGUUGAAUUGCUCAAGGUCGAAUAAAAAGCCGAAGCUGUAGUGAUAAAGCGAUGAAGAUGUAAGAAAGAGUGAAUUUAACUUUCAUUAUAUAAAAUUCUUACCAUUAAAAAAAUAGUUGUAUCGAUAUACCUUAAGCAUACGAAAUGGAAAUAUAUACACAUACAUUAUAAAGAUAUU
Molecule: messenger RNA, 617 nt
Organism: Glossina fuscipes
Lineage: Eukaryota; Metazoa; Arthropoda; Insecta; Diptera; Glossinidae
Gene: Fkbp12
Product: peptidyl-prolyl cis-trans isomerase Fkbp12
Exons: 2
Coding region: 138-464 (108 amino acids)
Molecular function (GO): peptidyl-prolyl cis-trans isomerase activity
Source: RefSeq, a predicted model, not a curated record